AUGUGGGCCACAUGGAUUGUGAAGGCUGUAUCUCCGUCAAAACCCGGUCGAACUCAGAAAAAAUUGGAGGGUAGAUGCAGUUUUAAAUUCUCUACAAAAUGGCCGGAAAAAAAUUGGGGAUCGGGGGGAGCAGUAUACACCGAACUGAAUCACUUGUUGGAUGACUUAACAAAAGAUGUUCAAAAAUAUUUACAACAUGAAAAAUAUGUAGCGAUCUUUAGUAAAGUUGUGAAAGAGGGUAACACCACAGACGAUUCUGUGUCUUGGUGGAUAAACUUCAUUGAUCUUUUAUGUUAUUUACCAUAUGCAGAAGAUUGUCGUUACAAACUCAUUAGUUCAUUAAAGACUUAUUAUGCGGAAAAUACAAUACAAAUUCGCGAGGUAGCACAAUUUGAAAGCGACUACAAGGCGGACGAAGCUCUGUGGUGGUAUACACGUCCUACAUUUUUACAUCGUCAGCUAAAUAACGCUCUCCGACAACAUAAUAGUCAAGUCAUGUUUUUAUUCGGAUUUAUUGUACAAGAUAUUUACCGACAAUUGAAAAAAGAACAUGAAAAACUCAAAGACAAUCCAGAAAAUCCAUUAAGAUUAUACCGUGGACAACUAAUGUCACACAUUGAAAUUAAACAGCUUAAAGGACUUUUAACUCAUAGAACGAUUGUAAACAACAGUUUCUUUUCAACUAGUGAUGAUCGUUCCGUGGCAUUAUUGUUUCUAAAUCCAGAGUCAAAACUUGAAGAUGAAUUUCAAAACGUUUUAUUUGAAAUUGAAAUGGAUAUGCGAGAGAUGUCACGUCCGUAUGGAUGCAUAUCAAAUUUAAGCAUUAUGCUAGAUGAACGUGAAGUUUUAUUGAUGAUUGGAAUACAAUUUUUAGUACAGAAAAAUGAUUUAUUGUAUGAUGAAAAUGAAAAGCUUUGGAAUGUGAAAUUAAAACUACAAUCUAAUUUUAAUUUAAAAUUUGACUGUGAAAGUAAAAGAAAAAAUUUAAAAAAUUCUAUUAGCCAAUUAACUCAUUUUAUCUGGAUGGCUCUACCACAAGAUAUAAAUAGUAUUUUUUAUGAAUUAAUUAAUUUAUUUCCAUCAGAAAAGUGGAUUUUAGCCGUUAAAAUGCAUUGCAUAGGAAAUUAUCAAGAGUGGAAAGUAGAAAAUUAUAGUGUGGCAUUAUCAAGUUACGAAGAAGCAUUAAAAAUCUGGGACGAAUACAAAGACGACGAUGAAUUAGAUUAUUCCGCUGAUAUUGGUAAAAUUCAUAUGGAUAUUGGUGAUUGUUGUCAAAAGCUGACUAACAAACACUAUAAUCACUCUAUCAGCUGUUAUGAAUCUGCACUCAAGAAAGCAACUACAGAAAACGAAAAAAUAAAUAUAAAUUGUCGCUUGGCUGAGAUAUACGAAAACAAAAUGCAAAUUGGCAAUGAUAAGAAAGAAGAAAAUGGUUUAAAGGUCAUAUCGUACUUAAAAACAAGUGUUCAACACAUGAAAAGUAAUUCAUCUAAUACUUUUGGAAUUGGUAUCUCUCUAGAAAAAAUAGCUGAUAUUUAUGAAACAUUAUUAAAAUAUGAUGAUGCUUUAACGUUCUAUGAAAGCGCUUUACAAUUUUAUCUGGAACAGUUAGAUCCACAUCCUUACUCAAUUAUAGAAAUCUCUAAAAAAAUAGUUCGAAUCUACAUUACACAGAAAAAUGAUUAUCAUUCUGUAUUAAAAUAUCAAUUAAUAAAACAUAAAUAUACAUUGAAAAAACACGAACUGAAACCAACGGAUAAUGAUCAGACGUACAUUAAUAUUAAAAAGAAAGCUAUAGCUGAAAGUUACACUGAAUUAGCUGAUAUGCAUUUAGCAUUAGAUGAAUAUAAAUUUCGCAUAUGA
Didymodactylos carnosus is the source of this 1863-nucleotide messenger RNA. Lineage: Eukaryota; Metazoa; Rotifera; Eurotatoria; Philodinida; Philodinidae. The record is from the annotation of a GenBank genome assembly.